UAAUAAUAAUAAUUUAGCGCUAAAUUCUGCAAAUUCUCCUUAAAUUCUUCUCCUCCGAUUCCGCUUCCCAAUUGCUUAGAGUGCAGAGAAGAGGAAGCGAAGAAGAUCUGAGAUCUGGAAAACUCUGCAAAUUGAACAAGAAUGAGAUCUGAUUCGUUAGGCAAUGGCGAUUCAUUUCGAGCUCCUCCAUUGUUCAAGAUCGCUACCUUUGUUUUUGUUGCUGUUACUUUCUUUUACUUUGGGAAGCAUUGGUCUGAUGGUUACCAGCAGCUUAUCUUCUUCACCACUACUACCACUAAACCUCCUUCGGUUUCACUUUCACCAAACUACAACAAGCAUUUCAAUAUCUCUAAUCUGAUUGAUCACAAUGAUACUCAGACGCUUCCUGAUAAGACAUUGAAUCUCGACCCAACUCCAUCGCCCUUGCUCGCUACGAAUCCUCCCCCUCCGCCGUCUGAUUCGGUGCAGAAAUUUGGAAUUGUGGACGAGAAUGGAACUAUGUCCGAUCAAUUUGAGGUAGGGGAUUUCGAUCCUGAAUAUGUAGAGAAUUGGGGGAAUUCCACUCAGGUUGACAAUGGCGAGGGUGGUUCUCGGAGAUUCCGGAUUAAGAAGUUUGGUCUCUGCCCUCAGAAUAUGAGUGAGUAUAUACCUUGUUUGGAUAAUGCGGACGCAAUUGCAAAGCUCGAGUCAACGGAAAGAGGGGAAAAGUUCGAGAGGCAUUGCCCUGUCGCCGGUGGAGGUUUCGAUUGCCUGAUUCCGCCGCCGAAGGGGUAUCAAACCCCAAUCCCUUGGCCAAGAAGCAGAGACGAGGUUUGGUUCAGCAAUGUUCCUCAUACUCGCCUAGUUGAGGAUAAAGGGGGUCAAAACUGGAUUACCAGAGACAAAGAUAAGUUUAGGUUUCCUGGAGGUGGUACACAGUUUAUACAUGGUGCUGAUGAAUAUUUGGAUCAUAUUUCAAAGAUGAUCCCUGAUAUAGCCUUUGGCCGUCAUACUCGCGUUGUCUUGGAUAUUGGAUGUGGUGUUGCAAGUUUUGGCGCUUAUUUGCUGUCGCGGAAUGUCACUACUAUGUCCAUUGCUCCAAAAGAUGUUCAUGAGAAUCAGAUUCAGUUUGCUCUUGAACGAGGUGUGCCUGCAAUGGUUGCUGCAUUUGCAACUCAUCGUUUAUUGUAUCCCAGUCAAGCUUUUGACUUAAUACAUUGUUCGCGAUGCAGAAUCAACUGGACUCGUGAUGAUGGUAUCUUGCUGCUUGAGGUUAACCGAAUGCUCAGGGCCGGUGGAUACUUUGCAUGGGCAGCACAACCAGUUUAUAAGCAUGAAGAAGUUCUAGAGGAACAGUGGGAAGAGAUGCUCAAUUUGACCAACCGACUAUGUUGGGAGUUUGUGAAAAAAGAUGGAUAUAUAGCAAUUUGGCAGAAGCCAUUAAAUAAUAGUUGUUAUCUAAAUCGUGAGGCAGCAACUAAACCACCACUUUGUGACCAAAAUGACGACCCAGACAGAGUAUGGAAUGUGAAUCUUAAGACAUGCAUCUCUCGUCUUCCAGAAGAUGGUUACGGAGGAAAUAUCACUGUUUGGCCUGCACGGUUGCAUACACCACCUGAUAGGCUUCAGACAAUUCAAUACGAUGCGUACAUUUCCAGAAAUGAGCUCUUUCAGGCAGAAUCUAAAUACUGGAAUGAGAUAAUAGACAGCUAUGUUCGUGCAUUUCAUUGGAAGUCGUUUAGACUAAGAAAUGUAAUGGAUAUGAAAGCUGGAUUUGGAGGAUUUGCAGCAGCGUUGAUCGAUCUUAAACUUGAUUGUUGGGUGUUGAAUGUUGUUCCUGUUAGUGGCCCCAACACCUUGCCUGUUAUUUAUGAUCGUGGACUCAUCGGAGUUAUGCACGAUUGGUGCGAACCAUUUGAUACGUAUCCAAGAACCUACGAUUUAUUGCAUGCAGCUGGUUUGUUCUCAGUUGAAAGGAACAGGUGCAAUAUGUCAACCAUAAUGCUUGAGAUGGAUAGAAUACUGAGGCCGGGUGGACGCGUCUACAUCCGAGACUCCGUUGCAGUCAUGGAUGAGCUUCAGGACAUCGGGAAGGCCAUGGGUUGGCACGUGAAUCUGCGGGAUACAUCAGAAGGUCCUCAUGCUAGUUAUAAGAUAAUGAUGGCAGAUAAGGUCCUUCUAAGAGCAUAAAAAAGCAGUGAAACUGAAAAUGUUUUAGCCCCUAAAUUACUAACCCCAAUUUAAGGCCAGAUUAGCGAAGCAAAGAAAUGGCGACCGUCUGUCUUAAGAAGCAAUAAAAAGAUGUCUACUAAGAGAUCAUCAUCAAUCACAGACAUAGGUACUCUCUAUUAAUACCUCCAUCAUAGCUGACGAUCACAAUAGAUGAUAUAUAUAGUUGAUUCUAUUCUGUUAUAAAUUCUUAGAACUGGCUUCAAAAUGAGAGCCAAAUUUGUUGUAUUGAUUUUUGUCACCCAAUUGUAAACAAUUCACUGUUUGUACUUAAUUGUGCAUUGUUGUGUCCACUGAGAGAGAUGCAUAUUACGAGACGUUUGAUUAACAAAUGAACUUGUAUAAACUAAUUUGGUUUUGGAAAGUGAAGUUUAUUUAUUGCUAUCCUCA
Molecule: messenger RNA, 2598 nt
Organism: Benincasa hispida (wax gourd)
Lineage: Eukaryota; Viridiplantae; Streptophyta; Magnoliopsida; Cucurbitales; Cucurbitaceae
Product: putative methyltransferase PMT11
Cellular component (GO): endosome; cytoplasm; trans-Golgi network
Molecular function (GO): methyltransferase activity
Source: RefSeq, a predicted model, not a curated record